CAAUUGCUAUGAACCAUGGCCCAGCUGUACUACAAGAAGGUCAAUUACUCACCGUACAGAGACCGAAUCCCCCUCCAAAUCGUGAGGGCUGAGACUGAGCUCUCUGCUGAAGAGAAGGCCUUCCUUAAUGCUGUGGAGAAGGGAGACUAUGCCACUGUGAAGCAGGCACUACAGGAGGCCGAGAUCUACUACAAUGUUAACAUCAACUGCAUGGAUCCUUUGGGCAGGAGUGCCCUGCUCAUUGCCAUUGAGAAUGAGAACUUGGAGAUCAUGGAGCUACUGCUGAAUCACAGUGUGUAUGUGGGCGAUGCACUACUCUAUGCCAUCCGCAAGGAAGUGGUGGGUGCUGUGGAGCUUCUGCUAAGCUACAGGAAGCCCAGUGGAGAGAAGCAGGUUCCCACCCUGAUGAUGGACACCCAGUUCUCUGAGUUCACACCAGAUAUCACUCCCAUUAUGUUGGCCGCCCACACCAACAACUAUGAAAUCAUCAAAUUGCUUGUCCAAAAGCGGGUCACUAUCCCACGGCCCCACCAAAUCCGCUGCAACUGCGUAGAGUGUGUGUCCAGUUCGGAGGUAGACAGCCUGCGUCAUUCAAGGUCCCGACUGAACAUCUACAAAGCUCUGGCAAGCCCCUCACUCAUUGCCUUAUCAAGCGAGGACCCCAUCCUCACUGCCUUCCGGCUGGGCUGGGAACUCAAGGAGCUAAGCAAGGUGGAAAAUGAGUUUAAGGCUGAGUAUGAGGAGCUCUCCCAGCAAUGUAAGCUCUUUGCCAAGGACCUGCUGGACCAAGCUCGGAGCUCCCGAGAACUGGAGAUCAUCCUCAACCAUCGAGACGACCACAGUGAAGAACUUGACCCACAGAAGUACCACGACCUGGCCAAGCUGAAGGUGGCAAUCAAAUAUCACCAGAAAGAGUUUGUUGCUCAGCCAAACUGCCAACAAUUGCUUGCCACCUUGUGGUAUGAUGGCUUCCCUGGAUGGCGGAGAAAACACUGGGUAGUCAAGCUUCUGACCUGCAUGACCAUUGGCUUCCUGUUUCCUAUGCUGUCUAUAGCCUAUCUGAUCUCACCCAGAAGCAACCUUGGGCUGUUCAUCAAGAAGCCCUUUAUCAAGUUCAUCUGCCAUACAGCUUCCUAUCUGACCUUCCUCUUCAUGCUUCUCCUGGCUUCUCAGCAUAUUGUCAGGACAGACCUCCAUGUACAAGGACCUCCCCCAACUGUUGUGGAAUGGAUGAUACUGCCUUGGGUUCUAGGUUUCAUUUGGGGGGAGAUAAAGGAAAUGUGGGAUGGUGGAUUCACUGAAUACAUCCAUGAUUGGUGGAACUUAAUGGAUUUCGCAAUGAACUCCCUCUACCUGGCAACUAUUUCUUUGAAGAUUGUGGCCUAUGUCAAGUAUAAUGGUUCUCGUCCAAGGGAGGAAUGGGAAAUGUGGCACCCGACUCUGAUUGCAGAGGCACUCUUCGCAAUAUCCAACAUUUUAAGUUCCUUGCGUCUCAUAUCCUUGUUCACAGCCAACUCCCACUUAGGGCCUCUGCAGAUCUCUUUGGGACGCAUGCUGCUUGAUAUCCUCAAAUUCCUCUUUAUCUACUGCCUAGUACUGCUGGCUUUUGCCAAUGGACUGAACCAGCUUUAUUUUUACUAUGAGACCAGAGCUAUCGACGAACCUAACAACUGCAAGGGGAUCCGGUGUGAAAAACAGAACAAUGCCUUCUCCACGCUCUUUGAAACCCUUCAGUCACUCUUCUGGUCUGUAUUUGGCCUUUUAAAUCUCUAUGUCACUAAUGUGAAGGCCAGACACGAGUUCACCGAGUUUGUGGGAGCUACUAUGUUUGGGACAUACAACGUGAUCUCCCUGGUAGUGCUGCUGAACAUGCUCAUUGCCAUGAUGAACAACUCCUACCAGCUUAUUGCCGAAGAGUAUUAG
Molecule: messenger RNA, 1923 nt
Organism: Peromyscus eremicus (cactus mouse)
Lineage: Eukaryota; Metazoa; Chordata; Mammalia; Rodentia; Cricetidae
Gene: Trpc5
Product: transient receptor potential cation channel subfamily C member 5
Exons: 7
Coding region: 16-1923 (635 amino acids)
Biological process (GO): manganese ion transport; calcium ion transmembrane transport; regulation of cytosolic calcium ion concentration
Cellular component (GO): cation channel complex; membrane
Molecular function (GO): protein binding; store-operated calcium channel activity; inositol 1,4,5 trisphosphate binding
Source: RefSeq, a predicted model, not a curated record